CGUGCGUCGCGCGCCGGCCACUCGCGCGAAGAAGAAUAGAAACCAACGAGUUUUGUUCACAAGCGUGUCGCGUUCAUACACUUUUAUUAUACAACAAUCUGAAUUUUUAAGGCUUAAACCACACAGAAAUUGCCAUGGAUGUUGGGGAGCUGCUGAAUUAUCAGCCCGACCGAGGUGCCAAGAGACCCAGAGAUGAAGACCGCCACGAGGAGUCCAGAAGCAAGCAGAAGACGGCGGGCCGCGACACAGGACGGGUGCUGGUGAGAUCAGAGCCGGACAGCGAGGAGCAGACAGGAGACGGAGAGAAGAUCCUGGAGAGACUGAUGGAUCAGGAUGGAGAAGAUCCAGAGGGUGAGCUUGUGGAUGAGAGCACAGUGAAGAAGAUGAUCCUGACCUUUGAGAAGAGAUCCUACAAAAACCAGGAGCUGAGGAUCAAGUUUCCCGACAACCCCGAGAAGUUCAUGGAGGCGGAGCUUGACCUGAAUGACAUCAUCCAGGAGAUGCAUGUCAUCGCCACGAUUCCAGAGCUGUAUCAUCUGCUGGUGGAGCUGAACGCCGUCCACUCUCUGCUCGGCCUCCUCAGCCACGACAACACUGAUAUCAGCAUCGCGGUGGUGGAUCUCCUGCAGGAGCUGACAGACAUCGACACGCUUCACGAGAGCGAGGAGGGUGCCGAGGUGCUCAUCGACGCUCUGUUAGAGGGUCAGGUCGUAGCUCUCAUGGUGCAGAAUAUGGAGCGUUUGGAUGAGACGGUGAAGGAGGAAGCUGAUGGCGUUUACAACACUUUAGCUGUGAUCGAGAACAUGGCCGAGUUUCGUCCCGGUCUGUGUACAGAAGCGGCCCAGCAGGGUUUGAUGCAGUGGCUGCUGAAGAGGAUCAAGGCCAAGAUGCCUUUUGAUGCCAAUAAGCUGUACUGCAGUGAAAUACUGGCUAUCCUGUUGCAAAACAAUGACAAAACGAGGGAGCUGUUGGGAGAAAUGGACGGGAUUGAUGUACUACUGCAGCAGCUCUCAGUGUUUAAGCGUCAUAAUCCAGCCACGGCGGAGGAACAGGAAAUGAUGGAGAAUCUGUUUGAUGCCCUCUGUUCUUGCCUCAUGCUUCCAGCCAAUCGUGAUCGUUUCCUCAGGGGGGAGGGGCUUCAGCUCAUGAACCUCAUGCUCAGGGAGAAGAAGGUGUCUCGAGUCAGUGCUCUGAAGGUCCUGGACUACGGGGUGAUCGGUCCAGAGGGGUCGGAUAACUGUCACAAGUUUGUGGACAUCCUGGGCCUGCGGACCAUAUUCCCUUUGUUCAUGAAGACGCCCAAGAAGAUGAAGAAAGUGGGAGUAUCGGACAAGGAGCACGAAGAGCAUGUGUGCUCCAUCAUCGCCUCCAUGCUGAGGAACCUCAAAGGGCAGCAGAGAAGUCGUCUCCUCAGCAAGUUCACAGAGAACGACUGCGAGAAGGUCGACAGACUCAUGGAGCUGCAUUUUAAGUACCUGGAAGCCAUUCAGCUCGCAGACAAGAGGAUCGAAGGAGAGAAGCACGAUAUGGUUCGUCGUGGAGAGAUAAUCGACGAUGCGAUGGACGAUGAGUUUUAUCUGCGGCGGUUGGACGCCGGACUCUUCGUCCUUCAGCUCCUCUGUUAUAUCAUGGUGGAGAUCUGUAACGCUGGCGUUCCUCAGUUACAGCAGAGAGUCCAUCAGAUCCUCAAUCUCAGGGGAGGAUCCGUCAAAAUAGUCCGUCAUAUAAUGAGAGAAUACGCAGAAAAUAUUGGCGACGGCAAGAGCGAGGAGUUUAAGGAAAGUGAGCAGAAGAGGAUUAUGGAACUACUUGAGAACUUCUAAAAAUCCAGUUGGAGCUCAGUGUGGGUUUUCCUAAGCGUUUUUUUUUUUCUGCGUUACGGUGAAGCUACAUGUAUUUUGACCAAUCCUCAUCCUGUCCUGACUGGACCACAAAAAUCUGAAGUUUAAACAUUCACGUGGCUGAUUGUAUCCCAACAGAUUGGAUCUGGAUAUUGAAUCUGUUGAUAUCCAACACAUUUUGUUCAUGUUUAUAGUUGUAACUGUUUUCUAGGCCUGAUAUUUUGUGUCAAAACAACUUCAGUUUUCUUGUAAUUAAAGUUUGUGCUUUUCUUUACUUCGUGCCGUUUCCUUCAUUAGAUUUUGUAGCCUAGAUCACCUUCCAGGAGACUUAAUGUCUCAUUAGACCAAUUCAGGCAGCAAAACAACUCUUGUGCUGAAACAUAAUUUAGGAAAAUGUUGUGUUUAUGUCUCUGUUCUCCUCUCCAGCGUUCCUGUAGAUGGCUGAUUAAGUGAAGGAUUGUGGCUUUCCUAUCUUUCCAGCCUUUGUUUGUCAUCUCAUCAUUCAGGUCCCUUUAUAUGGAUCCAGGGUCCAAAAUUAACAUUCUAAACCUGCUAAUGGCUGGUGGAUUUUACUGUAUGUUGCUUCUUUGUCUUGCUGCUUCUCCCUGGAAUAUGUGUCAAACAACGGACGCCAUUGUGUCACUGGCAGCGUUAUACAUUUGCCAUUCUCUCAGUGAAUCCGCAAACUCUUAAUUGUGUUUCUCUUAUUUUAGUUUCAGUGGGAAAUGUCAACACAUGGAGUUUUGGAGUUCUGACAGUAAAAUAUUUGGCUUCUUAAUAAGCUAAGCCAAACUUCUCAAGGUAAAUUUC
This is a messenger RNA of Sinocyclocheilus anshuiensis, 2651 nucleotides long. Its product is annotated as beta-catenin-like protein 1. The record is from RefSeq and is a predicted model, not a curated record. Bases 135 to 1823 code for a protein of 562 amino acids. Lineage: Eukaryota; Metazoa; Chordata; Actinopteri; Cypriniformes; Cyprinidae. The transcript is spliced from 16 exons. Gene Ontology annotation, cellular component: spliceosomal complex.